GGUUGCUAUGACAACCUGUGUGUGUGGUUGUUCCAAGGCACUCCCUGUUCCCGUGGUAACAGAGUAGCGCAGAAAAUCCCAUAUCAGCAGUUCCAACAUGGCGUCUCCUCGCUGUCAGUGGACGUGGAACCCGGUGGCCCAGAAUGACUUGUUUGCCCGCGCCUUUCACACCUGCACGGCUAUAAGGGACAAGCUGUAUAUUUAUGGGGGGGUAAAGUCUGGGGAGCCCAAGGAACCCCCCCUUGGGGACAUGGUGCUGUUGGACCCAGAGCAGGAGCUGGCACAGGCGGUGUCAGUAGAGAGUGGAUUUAGGAGGAGCCACCAUGACGGGGCCCUAUUGGGGGACAGGUGGCUGUGUGUGGCCGGGGGCUGGGACGGAACCCGCAGGGUCUCUUCUGUUUUCAGCUACGACUCAGUGGAAGGGGAGUGGGCACUGUGGGCGGAAGGGCCAACUAACAACCCCCCGGUGGGGCUCAGCAGCCAUACCUGCACCAAGAUCAGCGACUAUGAGCUCCGCGUGAUUGGCCGGGAGGGAGGGUCACGCACCCAGAGACGAUACGCCAGCGUGUACUCCCUGCGGGUCAACCCCAGCACCAGAACCUACUGGUACAAGGAGGAGGUAUCACGCACGGCGUCCCGCUCGGGCCACUCCGCCACAUUGCUGCCGACUGACACAAAGCAAGGGAAGAAAGGCGGCUACUCGCUCUACGUGUUUGGAGGCCGGGACUCCGCCGCCAUUGACAUCGCAGGGGAGUGGAGCAAGGAGAAGAUACACGUGAGUGCAACCCCCUGCCCGCGGCUGACAGAACAACUCGCCCGACUCGUCGCUACAGAGGGAGCCGCCCGUUCAGCCCCUAAAAGCCUCCGGCACCAGUCCUGCGCUGUGAUUGGGCCGUUCCUGGUCGUCUAUGGGGGGGAGACACUGACCAAGAGCAGAGACGCAGUCUGCAACGACCUCUAUAUCUACGACACGCGAACUUCCCCUCGGUGCUGGUCCCACUUCCCCGGAUCAGAACGCCAGCACAAGCGAGUGGGUCACCGGAUUUGCCUGCUCAACGACCGGCUCUACCUGGUGGGGGGCUUUGGGGCGGAUGGGAAAACUCCCUGCCCAGAAAUCUGCACCCUGGACAUUCCGUGACUGCACCCAGACUGGCGAGCCUCACACUGUACCCACAGAGCCCCAGACUGUACCCACAGAGGCUUAUGGGAAAUGCGGCAAGAGGGGCGGUGCUACAGGGGAUCGCCGGGGAAGUCUCUGUACCAUCUGGGUUUGCACUAAAGCAAUAUAAAAACCAAACCAUUCCA
Xenopus tropicalis (tropical clawed frog) is the source of this 1305-nucleotide messenger RNA. RefSeq names its product kelch domain containing 9 (gene klhdc9). NCBI's taxonomy places the organism in Eukaryota, Metazoa, Chordata, Amphibia, Anura, Pipidae. Bases 98 to 1138 code for a protein of 346 amino acids. The transcript has 5 exons. The record is from RefSeq and is a predicted model, not a curated record.